GGCGUAGUUGCCUCUUAGCUUUCCCUUUGCUCUCUCUCUCUCUCUCUCUCUCUCUCUCUCUCUCAGAGUGUAGUUGUGUGGCAGAUCUUGGGCAGGAAUCAAGCAAGCAAGCCCAAGAAAAUCGUCAGCAAGAAAUGGAUUUCUGCUUCGGAUCGGUUACCAAGUUCACUGCAUGCACCAUUCUACUUGUGUUCUUGCUUUCCUUCUCCAGCUUUACUUCAACAGAUGCCUAUGAUCCCCUAGAUCCAACUGGGAAUAUCACAAUAAAGUGGGAUAUUAUAAGCUGGACUGCUGAUGGCUAUGUUGCUGUUGUUACAAUCUUCAACUUCCAGCAAUACCGUCACAUUCAGUCUCCAGGAUGGACACUAGGGUGGACCUGGGCAAAGAAAGAGGUGAUAUGGAGCAUGAUGGGAAGCCAAGCCACAGACCAAGGAGAUUGUUCAAGAUUCAAAGGGAACAUUCCACAUUGCUGUAAGAAGGACCCAACAGUUGUGGACCUACUACCAGGAACUCCUUAUAACCAGCAGAUUGCAAAUUGUUGCAAGGGGGGAGUAAUUAACUCAUGGGCACAGGAUCCAGCCAAUUCUGCUAGCUCAUUCCAACUUAGUGUGGGUGCAGCUGGAACCACAAAUAAAACUGUGAGAGUGCCUAAGAAUUUCACAUUAAAAACACCAGGGCCAGGUUAUACUUGUGGUCCAGCAAAAAUUGUUAAACCAACCAAAUUUGUUACUCAAGAUGGAAGGAGAACCACACAGGCUAUGAUGACAUGGAAUGUUACCUGCACUUACUCUCAAUUCCUUGCUCAGAAGACUCCUACUUGCUGUGUUUCACUCUCGUCCUUCUACAACGACACGAUAGUACCGUGUCCAACAUGCACCUGUGGUUGCCAAAACAACAUUACUCAUCCAGGGAGCUGUGUAGACCCAAACUCGCCAUAUUUAGCUUCAGUUGUUUCAGGACCUGGCAAGAACAGCUAUACGCCUCUGGUGCAGUGUACAAGUCAUAUGUGCCCUGUCCGAGUUCACUGGCACGUUAAGGUUAACUACAAGGAAUACUGGAGAGCGAAGGUCACAAUUACUAAUUUCAAUUACAGGAUGAACUAUACACAAUGGAACUUAGUUGUCCAACAUCCCAACCUUGACAAUCUGACUCAGAUUUUCAGCUUUAAUUACAAGCCCUUAACACCUUAUGGAGAUAUAAAUGAUACUGGCAUGCUAUGGGGAAUGAAGUUCUAUAAUGAUUUGCUCAUGCAAGCUGGCCCUCUUGGUAAUGUACAGUCGGAGCUACUCUUCCAGAAGGACACAUCAACUUUCACUUUCGACAAGGGUUGGGCUUUUCCUCGGAGGAUAUACUUCAAUGGAGAUAACUGUGUCAUGCCACCUCCUGAUGACUAUCCAUAUUUGCCAGGCUCCAGUUCCCAGACAGAUGUGUCUUUGCUUACCCUAAUGUUGACCCUGUUUUUGUAUUUGAUAUUAUCCUAAGCACAUGCAUAAGAAUCUUUUGAACAUGACUACAAAUUCAGUUGUUUCAUAAAUUUUCCACUUAAACACAUACAACAGCAGAAUCAGCAACAAGCCGAUUGAAGGGUUCGUCUCUGGCAAUGAUGUCUGUCAACCAAUGCAUGUUCAAGUGUGGACCAAUUGCAACAAAGAAAGUCUCUAUUUGGUGGUGAA
Molecule: messenger RNA, 1673 nt
Organism: Diospyros lotus (date-plum)
Lineage: Eukaryota; Viridiplantae; Streptophyta; Magnoliopsida; Ericales; Ebenaceae
Product: protein COBRA-like
Exons: 6
Coding region: 135-1481 (448 amino acids)
Biological process (GO): cellulose microfibril organization; plant-type cell wall cellulose biosynthetic process
Cellular component (GO): plasma membrane
Source: RefSeq, a predicted model, not a curated record